AUGACACACGAGCACCCAGUCCACCUGAUGGUAAAUGGUUGUCGUCAUCAACACUUCCGAUUUUAUGAUGAUGACGAUUAUGAUAUUUAUGAUGAUGAUGAUGAUGACGAAGAUGAUGAUACUUAUUAUGAUGACGUUGAUGUAAGUAAUUAUGGUGAUGAUGAUGACGAUGAUGGUACUGAUUAUGAUGAUUGUGACGACGAUGGUGAUAUUUAUAAUGAUGUUGCUACUGAUUAUGGUGAUGAUGAUGACGACGAUGAUGAUACUGAUUAUAAUGAUGAUGAUAAUGGUGACGAUGAUGAUGAUGAUUAUGAUAUUGAUGACGAUGAUGAUGAUGACGAGGAUGAUGGUACUGAUUAUGAUGAUGAUGACGACGAUGAUCGUACUAAUUCUGGUGAUGAUGAUGACGAUUAUGAUAUUUAUGAUGACGUUGAUGACGAAGAUGCUGAUACUGAUUUUGAUGACGUUGAUGUAAGUAAUUAUGGUAAUGAUGAUGACGAUGAUAAUACUGAUGAUGACGAUGAUUGUUCUGAUUAUGAUGAUUAUGACGACGAUGAUGAUACUGAUAAUGAUGUUGGUACUGAUUAUGGUGAUGAUGUUGACGACGAUGAUGAUACUGAUUAUAAUGAUGAUGAUAAUGGUGACGAUGAUGAUGACGAUUAUGAUAUUGAUGACGAUGAUGAUGAUGACGAGGAUGAUGGUACUGAUUAUGAUGAUGAUGACGACGAUGAUCGUACUAAUUCUGGUGAUGAUGAUGACGAUGAUGAUACUGUUGAUGACGUUGAUAGUACUGAUUAUGGUGAUGAUGACGAUGAUGAUUCUGAUGAUGACGAUGAUGGUACUGAUGAUGAUGAUGAUGACGACGAUGAUGAUUAUGACGAUGAUGAUAAUGACGAAGAUGAUACUGAUUAUGAUGAUGAUGAUGAUUACGAUUACACAUUCUAUUAA
Molecule: messenger RNA, 948 nt
Organism: Parnassius apollo (apollo)
Lineage: Eukaryota; Metazoa; Arthropoda; Insecta; Lepidoptera; Papilionidae
Source: the annotation of a GenBank genome assembly